AUGUUAAAUAUCGAUCAGACGCCUCGCUGGUCGAUCAAAGAAGAGAAUUCAGAAGUUUUUCAUGUGCAGAUAUCGCAGGAUUCUAAUUUUGUUGCUAGCGGGCUUUCAAAUGGUUUAAUCUCAUUACGAAGUGCUACAACUGGUAGGCUUUCAUAUACAUUACAGCAGUCUGAAUUGCAAUUUCCUGUAACUUCAUUACGUUUUAAUCCAAAAGAUCCCAAAUUUUUUAUUGCAUCAUCCGCAGAUGGCGUAAUUAAAGAAUGGACUACUAAAAACUCAAUAUCAAAGUGGUCCACACAAGAACACGAUAAUCAAAUCUAUUGUCUUGACUUUCAGAACACAGGAACUCUCUUUGCAUCAGCAGGUCGAGAUUGUCAUGUUAGAGUUUAUGAUAAUGAAUCAAAGAAACAAGUUUUAGAUCUAGCUAGAAAUGAAUUCGAUUUAGAAACUACUCGAGGCCAUUGCAAUAGAAUAUAUUCACUUAAAUUUCAUCCUGAAGAUCCAGGAGUUCUUAUUUCUGGUGGAUGGGAUGAUACUCUGCAAGUAUGGGACCUUAGAAGUGCUUCUCCUGUUCGCGCUAUUUUCGGACCUCACGUUUGUGGAGAUUCCAUUGAUAUUAACGGAAAUUACAUAUUGGCAUGCAGCUGGAGAUCUGAUGAACAAGUUCAAAUAUUUGAUAUUAGAACAUACACACCGGUAACAACCAUGAAAUGGUCGCAAUCAGUAGAUGAUGCACAAUGUUUAAUUUAUGCAGCGAAAUUCCAUCCAAAUGGACAAAACUUCCUCGCAGGAGGCAGUGGAGUGAACCAAGUCAGAAUUUUCUCAACAGAAAAAGAUAGAUCUAUUGGAACUCCUCUAAACUUAUCUGCUCCUGUAUUUUCCAUAUGCAUGCCUACAAAUGCAUCACUAGCUAUAAUAGGUACCGGAGAUGGAACAAUUGUUGCUCAUCCUUUAAUAUCUUCAAAUUAA
Messenger RNA from Trichomonas vaginalis G3, 969 nucleotides. RefSeq names its product WD repeat-containing protein family. Lineage: Eukaryota; Parabasalia; Trichomonadida; Trichomonadidae. The record is from RefSeq and is a predicted model, not a curated record. The transcript has a single exon. Bases 1 to 969 code for a protein of 322 amino acids. Gene Ontology annotation, molecular function: protein binding.